This is a messenger RNA of Rotaria sp. Silwood2, 537 nucleotides long. Lineage: Eukaryota; Metazoa; Rotifera; Eurotatoria; Philodinida; Philodinidae. The record is from the annotation of a GenBank genome assembly.
AUGGAUUAUAAAGGCGAACCAAUGCAUCCCAACUAUGAUAGCCAUUAUGCACGCACAAGUCCCAAUGGUGGCGAACCCAUAUCCAACGAAGGAGAACCGUUCUAUGAAGAAUUUGUUAUUAAAGAUAAUGGUAGAAUAUUACCAUUGUUUAUAGUUGGUAUACGACGUGCCUAUCAUUGUGCAAUUUGGCGCGAUGCGAAGAUUGCCAAUGAAGUAAAUUCAAGUAUCUUAGAAGAUAUGCGACGUCGCUUAGCUUUCAAUAUUUAUGAAUCGAAAACAAGCGAGGAUACUUUAAAUAUUUUAAAAUCGAAAUUUUCUGAUGACGAAAUGAAUUGUGCUUUGAUCACCAACGGUGCACAUGGCGGACGAGAGCUAGUUAUCGAAAGUCGAAAACUUCGUUUGACUAUUCCUAUUGUUGUUUACUGUAAGAAAAAAUCUUUUCAUCAACAAUGGGCAACAGAGUUAGGUGGUCGUGAAAUCAAAGUUACCGGCAAUGCAGAAGAAACUUUACAGUUUGUCAUGGACGCACUUAAAUGA